GAUAGUGAGGAAAGCCAGCCUCCUCUGAGGUGUGGCAUUGGAUUAUGCAAGUCAGAAACGCUGAUAUAAACCCUAUCAUUUACCUGAGUAAGUCAGACAUAGCUGUUUCAGUUUUUUAAGCUUGAUUUACCACCAUCGUUUUGAGAUGGCAAUGUGGGGCAAUGAAGACGUGGAAUUAAUGGACACAUCAGACCAACCAUGGUGUUGGUAUUUCCUGGCAGACUGUGGCAGGUGGCACAGAUUUGAGGACGACCCAGACAGCUCCCUUAAAAGUGAGGAUAUUGAGAAAUACUACCUCAGAAACUCAAAAGCGAUUUUGUCUAUAUCUUCAUCCACUAGUCAGAGCAAAUUCGAUUUCUCAGCAAUGUUACAGACAGACCUCAACACAGGGAGGCAAAGACGGAUCAAACGUGGCUAUAACAUGGAGAGAAGUUGCUCUUGCUUCACAACUGAACUAGAUUUCUGGGAAAAGGUUGAUCCCAGUUAUCCAUAUCAGUUAAUCCCUCUGAGUGAACUUACUCCUGAGUAUAAGACUGUGGCUGGUUAUGUGAAGAAUGACGGGAAGCUGGACAAAUCCUUAGUAUCCAUCUACAGGAUACAGAAUUUGGACCUUUGGGAAAUGUAUUGUAGGAAAAAGAAACAGUUGAUGAGACUCCACGGUGUCAAAGAAAUCAAAGAGAGACGACUCUUUCAUGGGACUGAAAUCAAAAAUGUUGACACAAUUUGCAAAUAUAACUUUGAUUUAGGAUUUGCUGGUCAAAAUGGCCACGUAUACGGCAAAGGAAUAUAUUUUGCAAAACAUGCUACAUUUGCAGACAGAUACAGCCGGCGCAGCACAGAUCCAUUGCCACUGUGUGGUGACUUGACACAACAUGGUGAAGAAACCAAAAUCAUGUUUCUGGCUCGAGUGAUGAUAGGUACACCAAUUGUUGGACAAACUCAUUUCUUAAAACCUGACCAUGGAAGCUUGGAAAACACUCACAACAGUUGUGUUGAUGAUAUCAAUCAUCCCAAAAUUGUUGUUAUUUUUGACCCAAAUCAAAUCUAUCCAGAGUAUUUGAUUCAGUACAAAUAAAGUCAACCUUCACAUCCA
Messenger RNA from Labrus bergylta (ballan wrasse), 1093 nucleotides. RefSeq names its product protein mono-ADP-ribosyltransferase PARP11. The record is from RefSeq and is a predicted model, not a curated record. Gene Ontology annotation, cellular component: nucleus. Lineage: Eukaryota; Metazoa; Chordata; Actinopteri; Labriformes; Labridae. Gene Ontology annotation, molecular function: NAD+ poly-ADP-ribosyltransferase activity; NAD+-protein mono-ADP-ribosyltransferase activity.